Messenger RNA from Neopsephotus bourkii (Bourke's parrot), 3051 nucleotides. Its product is annotated as myosin light chain kinase, smooth muscle-like. Gene Ontology annotation, cellular component: nucleus; cytoplasm. Gene Ontology annotation, molecular function: protein serine/threonine kinase activity; ATP binding. Lineage: Eukaryota; Metazoa; Chordata; Aves; Psittaciformes; Psittacidae. Gene Ontology annotation, biological process: protein phosphorylation; positive regulation of apoptotic process; intracellular signal transduction. The transcript is spliced from 9 exons. Bases 1618 to 2826 code for a protein of 402 amino acids. The record is from RefSeq and is a predicted model, not a curated record.
UCUUUUCCCCUCUCCUAGCCUGUUCCUGCUUAUUUUUGGUGCCCAUCCCCAGCGUGAGCAUCAGGCCAACACUGACAUCAAGUGGCUACUGGGAUCCCUCGCACGCCUCGGCCGUAUCCUGCCUCUCUCUGUGCGGGGGGCAACCUAGCAUCACCCGCAUGGCCUCAUCCUGCCGUGGAGAGGGGUCCAGAGUAGGGUCAGGAGCCGUGGCCAGUUGUACCCGGCCAGGUCUCCAUCACCCGUGGUCACGCAGGCAGGAUGCAGGCAGCUGGACUCCACCACCACCCCACUGCUGUCCCCAGCCGGCCAUCACCAUGUCCUCCUCCUGUACGCGCAGGCCCGGCCACGCAGUCGAUAUCCGAGCAGGGUCGAAUCAAGCGCGCUGACAGCAUCACCAAGCACGGAGCAUCCGCUGCAUCCCUCACCCCCGGGGUGCUGGUGGGGAUCCCCUGGACAUGGCAUCCCCAUCCUUGCAGGUGGCAAGGUCAUGGUGACGGGUGAGCGGUGAGGUCACGGUGGCCCUGCCACCCCUGGGGAUACUUGUCCUUGACGCCCUGCGGCAACCGUGGACUUUGUGCUGAGCGCGGAAGUGGCGGCGGUGCCACGUCUGCUGGAGCUGGCAGAGCCCCAGGUCACUGUGAGACCUGGCUUCGGACCACAGCUCCGUGGUGGCUCUGUGGUGAACAGAAGGAUCAGGGACCUGCUGGUGUCUUGGGACAGGACUGGACAGUGACAGGUCAGUGCUGUGGGGUUGGUGCUUGAGUGCUGCUACAUUGCACCCUUGGGUGUCAUCAUCCUGUCCUCCUAACCUUAGCAUAGACAGAGUGAGGAGGUGACAUGUAUAAGGGUAUAUGUCCUUUGCUCUACAAAUGAGACUUCCUGGGGAUUUCCUGGCUGAUGCAAGACUGGGCAUGAGAAAAACCGUGUCCUUGAGCUAAGGUGCUACUGUAAAGAGGUUGUCCCUAAGAAGGGACUUUGCUUUAGCAUGUUUGGCCCCUUGCUGGGUCUCUUUGGGUCCCUCAGGACAUCAGCUCUUACAGACUGAAAGUGUCUUAAUCUGCCAUCAGAGGUGUGUAGGAUGGGGAAUGCGGGGAGGGGUGGAUAGAUGCUGGAGGUCUCCCAUGGCAGGGAGAAAGUGUCCCCACAGCCGGAGCAGAAACGUGUGCAUCGCCUCAGCACCCCAACCCCAGCACAGGGCUGCCGGAAACCUCAGGGCCACAACCAGCACUCGUCCUGACAGCACCAGCACCCAGGGAGGAGCUGUUGGUGCCACCAUGUCCCAGGCAGAAGGUACGGCUGAGCCCUUGGUCUGUCCUGGGGGAGGCUCAGGCUUUGCAUUGGGACCCCAGUGCGGGUGUGAUGCUCACAGUCAGCACCAGUCUCCAUGCCAUCCUGUUUAAUGGCCCCAUUUUUCUUGAAUUUUUGAUCCUAAAAGCACAUUUCCCCCCCAAACCGUGAUCUGGGCUGCUCGAGGAGCAAUCAUGGUAGCAGCUCUUGUCCCCAUGUCAUCCCCCCCCGGUCCCAUCACCUCCCAUAGGGAGGGUGGUAGAACCUGGAUGGAGUUGGGGGUACAGAAAGAAGCACUGAGGAGGAGUGCAGGCAGCUGGUCCCCAAAGCAUGAGAGAUCCAUACAUGGACCACUCUGCUCCAUCCCUCCCAGGAGGUGAGAAGUUUGAAUACUGUGAUGUGGUCAUCAACAGCCAGGAGCAGGUUUCAGAUGUGUACACGCAGCUGGAGAAGCUGGGAGAAGGGAAGUUCGGGAUGGUGUUCCGCCUGCAGGAAAAAGCCACUGGCAAAAUCCGGGCUGGGAAAUAUUUCCGGACACGGACAGCGAAGGAGAAGCAGGCGGCUUGGGAUGAGGUGGAGCUCAUGAACGGGCUGCAUCACCCGCGCCUCGUACAGUGCCUUGCUGCCUUCCAGGGCCCCGCCGAGCUGGUGAUGGUGAUGGAGUAUGUGGCAGGUGGGGAGCUCUUCGAGCGCGUCGUGGACGAUGACUUCGAGCACACAGAGCCCAGCAGCACCCAGUACCUGCGGCAGAUCCUGGAGGGGCUGCAGUUCAUGCACGGUCAGGCCAUCGUCCACCUCGACCUUAAACCCGAGAACAUCGUGUGUGUCAGCCCCAGCAGCCACUGGCUCAAGAUCAUUGACUUCGGCUUGGCGCGGAAGCUGGCUCCAGGCACCCCUGUGAAAGUGUUACAUGGCACCCCUGAGUUCAUGGCUCCAGAAGUGGUCGCCUUUGAGCCUGUGGGCUUCUCUACAGACAUGUGGAGUGUUGGUGUCAUUUGCUACAUCCUGCUGAGUGGGGAGUCCCCCUUCCAGGGGGACAAUGACAUGGAAACACUAAGCAACAUCACAGCUGCCCAGUGGGACUUUGAGGAGGAGACCUUCUCGGACAUCUCCCAGCUAGCCAAGGACUUCAUCAGCCAACUGCUGCAGAAGGACCCCCGGCGCCGGCUCUCCAGCACGGGGGCCCUGCUGCACCCCUGGCUGCAGCAGCCCCAGCUUUGCAGCAUGAAGGCACUGCCCAAGGAGAAGAUCAAGCAGUUCCUGACCCAUCGGAAGUGGCAGAAAACAGGUAAAGCCCUGCUGGCCCUCAACAGGCUGACCCUGCUGUCCCAGAGCCUGGAGAGGAAAGUCUUGGAGACUCAGGAUGAGGAAGACCUAGGCUGCACCCCAGAGGAGGACCAAACCUCUGGAUCUCAGCUCCAACGAGGUUCCAGUAUAUCAGAGUCGCUGCCAGACAAAAAGGAAGACGAAGACAGGAGCACUGCAGACACAGGGGAGGCAGAGAGCAGUGUCAGUGUGGCCAUGCCACCCCAGACCUAGACCACCUAGAGCUGCUGCUGAGAGAAGAGAAGGGACCAGUGGGGAUGAAACCUUCUCCAGCAGCUCACGAUGACCUGGCCGCCCUGGGGUGGACCCAGAGCCCAGGGCUCCUCUCCCAUGGGUGAGGUCUGGGGUCCCAUGGUGUCCCUGUUCAGCAAGGAACUCGUGCUCCUGUCUGCAUGGCCCCCUGGGCUCGAGCUGUCACAAUAAAGCACUCAGAAUCUC